ACAAACGUGUCGGCGACCUGACGUUUGGUUUCAACUAUGCCUGUUAGUAAGAAUGCAAAGAUCAGCCAGCAUGUUAAUUAUAGGAUUAGAUGUACCAUGCAAGAUGGCCGGCAACUAGUAGGGACGUUCAAAGCUUUCGAUCGUCACAUGAAUAUAAUAUUGUGCGAUUGCGACGAGUUUCGCCAAGUCAAAAACAAGACAGCAAAGCAAGACAAGGAUCGCCAGGAAAAACGGGCUCUAGGCCUUGUUCUUUUGCGAGGUGAACAUGUUGUUACUAUGAAUGUAGAUGGUCCCCCACCUCCUGAAGAUGCCGCCCGAGUUCCGCUCCCUACAGCAGGUGCUUGGUCAACUGGAGUUAAGCCAUUGACUGGUAUUGCUGUCGGGCGCGGCAUGCCCCUUGCGACCCCAGCAGCAGCUAUUGCCCCAGCUCCACCUGCUGGUUUAGGUGGGCCAGUUUGGGGAGUCGGAGCACCAGCACCGGGUCUAAUGCAGCCACGAGCGCUUCCUGGCAUGCCACCUCCACCUCCUCCCCCUGCAGGCGCACCAACUGCGGCGUUCGGUCGUGGAAUGCCAACUGUCACCGCUGUGCGAGGAUAUCCUCCUCCUCCACCUCCACCUCCUCCUGGAUAUCAUUGAGACGCAAUCUGACUCAUGGUAUCUAUCCCAGAUAACCACUUAUUAUCGCGGAGAAGUUUUGUAAAAGCAUUUACUUGUUUCAAUAUACUUUUUUAAGCACUUUGACGUUCAUAUUUUCUAUAAAAUCCUUUGCUGUGGGUCGCUUCCCUCCUUUUACUAAUUGGAUUUCGUGACUGACACCAAUCAAAAUUCGUGGAUUAUUUAUUUAAUAGGACUAUAGGUUAUCCAGCUCAAUAUUAGGGUUUUACAAUUAAGCUUAGUGGACAAAAAAGAUAUGGGACUGUUCUCUAAGAGAAGAAUGAAAUGGCAG
Molecule: messenger RNA, 946 nt
Organism: Schistosoma mattheei
Lineage: Eukaryota; Metazoa; Platyhelminthes; Trematoda; Strigeidida; Schistosomatidae
Source: the annotation of a GenBank genome assembly